Messenger RNA from Owenia fusiformis, 1408 nucleotides. The record is from the annotation of a GenBank genome assembly. NCBI's taxonomy places the organism in Eukaryota, Metazoa, Annelida, Polychaeta, Sabellida, Oweniidae.
GGUAUACACUCAAAUUGCGAAUGGAUUCUGUGUUUCAAAUUACGAAUAUAAGUAAUUUCAGCAAGGCCAAGAUUUGGCUCAUGCGUAAAUUUUACGAGAAUUAUAAUAUUUAGGAAACAUGGUAAUCCAGCUGAGACUUGAGAGAAUUUUAGUUAGGAUUCAAGAGCAUUUCAGUAAAGAUAGGAUACGACUUAAUUCCGAGAGAGGAGUGGACUUAAAUUUGGAUAAGUAAAAUUCAUUUAGGAUACGAGUUAAUUACAACUGAACCACGAGUAAAUUCGAACUUAGAAACGAUCGAGUGAAUUUUAUGUAGGAUACAUAUGCAAAUUAUAUAUUGCUGUCCAUUUACGAGUAUAGUGUAUUCAAGCUCUCAAAAAUGGCCCAAAAUGAUCGGUCCUUCACGAGACGCCUAAUGAGGAAUCCGAAAUUGACCAAGAUGGCAAAGAAGCUUCGAGACACAUUUGGCUAUGAUUUACAAGAAGAGUUUGGUUGGAAUUUAACAGAAAUGGCUACACAGAAAGAAAUAGCAAUGCAAGGCAGGACUAUAUGCAAAGACUACAUUUAUCAUAAACUCCGAAAGAUGGGGUUGUUAAACAAAAAAGUGACGCUACAAGCAACCGCCAAAUCUAGUGACAUUUCAUUCCAAAUACAAUACCUUGGGUCAGAAAUGGAGAAAAAUCACCCGGAUGUUUACAAAAAUAUUAGUCGACAACUUGCAGUAACAAUGAACUCAGAGAAAAUAGUGCGUGAAACUUUUAUGCAAGUUGUCGAGAACAUAUUCGAGGACGGACGGAUAACAUGGGGGAGGAUUGUAUCGCUGUUUCCCCUCGCUGGUUCGUUCAGUGUAGAUUGUGUACAGCAGAGCCACGGGGAAUUUGUGAACACAGUUGUGGAUGCAGUGGCAACCGUCGUGGAGAAUAAACUAGUGGGAUGGAUACAACAACAGGGUGGUUGGAUCGAGCUAAUGCUAAGUCAUCGUGCCAGAGACAAGAAACAUUUAUAUAUCUUGAGUGCAUUUGGAGCAACCAUCGGAUUUGCCACUACACUUGUUGUAAUAGCCACUUGGGUGUGAGAAAACACUACUUGGCAGAAAUUGUUGGUCUUGAAAUUAUUGGCAAAAUGGCAUUUGUAACGAUGCUCUGAUUGACUAUAGAUUAUGCAAAAAGUCGCUGCUAAUAAGAUCACUGCACAAACCAAUUGGACUUUUCUUACAAGAGACAUUCUCUCUGGCAAUGCGUAUAACCAGGGAUGUGUGUAUGAUCUCUAUAUCCCGAAAUAACAAGCGGCGGUGUGAUUACAUCGUGGGCGAACGUGGUGCAUCGUCAGUGGUGACUAUUGCGUUUAAAUGACACGGUGUUGAUUUGAACAUAUUAGGAGUUAAAACAUUACUGGCAUCCUCAACAUUAUC